GUACGUGCACUGUCGGUCGCCCCAGUGGCUGCAGCAUCUGGAGGAGCGGCUCUCAGCCCAUCCCCACGCGGCCAUGGGCGAGGCAGGCUUGCAUCGUAGCAGGAAAGCCAGCAGCGCUAGCAGCGGCAGCAGGGGGGCAGCGAUGGAGGAGCAGGUAUCGGUGAUGUGCCAGCAGCUAAAGCUGGCUCGCCGCUUGCACCGCCCCAUCGCCCUGCACUGCGUUCAGGCGUAUGGUCACAUGCUCACAGCCCUGCAGCAGCACGGCCCAUUUCCAGCAGGCGUCAUUCUGCAUUCUUUCAACGGCCCUCCAGAAAUGAUUUCAGCGCUCGUUACUCUGAACGCCUUCUUCUCCUUCUCCCGCCUCUCCGCCUCCUCUCCCCCACACAAGCUCGCACACCUGCUGCAGCAG
Molecule: messenger RNA, 409 nt
Organism: Closterium sp. Naga37s-1
Lineage: Eukaryota; Viridiplantae; Streptophyta; Zygnematophyceae; Desmidiales; Closteriaceae
Source: the annotation of a GenBank genome assembly